AUGGCUGCUACAAAUACUCCAAACAAUAAGAAACCAAAUAGAAGAAGUAGGAAGAAGAGAAGAACCCAAGAUUUCUCCUCAUCUGAAGAAUCUUCGUCUUCUUCGUCAUCAUCAGAAGCUGAAUCUGAUGCAGAAAUUGAAUUAGAUCAACCAUCGUUAAACAAUAACGACAAUAAUAAGAACAUAAACAUAGACGACAUAGAUAUCGAUUCAGAUAAUGAAACAUCAAACAAUAGAAGAAUACCCGAAAACUUGUCAAUACAACAAAAACAACAAUUACAAUCUGUUCCAUUUACAACAACACCAGUAUCUAAUUUUACCACUACUUCCAUAGCCACCACUAAGAAUAUUCCAAAUGCAAAUAAUAUAAAUAAUCAACUUGAUCAAACUAAAACAGAAUUAAAUAAUCGAUAUUUAAAAUUAAUGGCAAUGGAAUUUGAAAAUGAUUUAGAUGAAUUAAGAAAAAAACCUGAUUUUAAUGAAAAUUCUUUAGUAUUAUUAGCAAAAACUUUACAAUCAGGUGUAAAUAUGUUUGAUCCUGAUAGUUUAAAUGCAUUAUUGGGAUAA
This is a messenger RNA of Hemisphaericaspora subhashii, 567 nucleotides long. RefSeq lists its product as uncharacterized. Bases 1 to 567 code for a protein of 188 amino acids. Gene Ontology annotation, biological process: ribosomal large subunit assembly. Gene Ontology annotation, cellular component: preribosome, large subunit precursor. NCBI's taxonomy places the organism in Eukaryota, Fungi, Ascomycota, Pichiomycetes, Serinales, Debaryomycetaceae. The transcript has a single exon. The record is from RefSeq and is a predicted model, not a curated record.